UGCCGAUGCUGAUAUUUGGACUGACGAAGAUCUACUCAUAUUCUUAGGGGAUGAGCCCUCCUCUCCGGAGUCUAGCCAGGACCCAAUGGUUAAGAUACAUGAUGGGUGUCCACCACCCCAUAAAAAACGUCGCACCCAGAAAGCUGAGGCUAAUCAAUUUCGAACGAAGCUUCGGUCAAUGAUGGGAAGGUUGGUGCAAAAGGCCCAAGUGUCCCAAGUUGAAUUUUCCAGCUUCAAGUUCCAUGAUGCUGUGAAAGAGCGGGCCUAUCGGCACCUCACACCACCUCAUUGGAACCAAUCAAUGGAGAACUUGCGUGAGUGGCUUGAUCCCAACCAACCCCGGUUGGCAGAGGCCUUAUACCAGUCUGUGAUGCAGUUUGGGAUGGCUGUCCCCCUUAAAAUGGGAAAAGGGGCGGACAAAAAAGGGCGAGAUCAAGAGGAAUCAUAUCAUGUAGUGGCGGGCCAGCUGGCUGGUAAUGUUAAGUUGGUUUCAGCUUGGCAUGCCGUGGGCCAACAGAACAAGGAACCUGUUAUUUCCGCCGAUGUUAUUUCCAGUGCCCAACAAUUUUCUCUCUCCACCCAGCUGGUAUCCGAUCUCGAACUCUUGAACUUGAGAGUCAAUGCUCUUUUGGAAUUUGUAGACCCGCCGCAAUUCUUGGCUAUGACUAAGUUUGCGGUGGCUCUCCGCAAUAAACUAAACCACGCUCUACGAUCCAUAUACCUCAGAUGGGAAUUCGACCAAGGCUACAGAAUGGAUUGCGAAUGA
Suillus plorans is the source of this 766-nucleotide messenger RNA. RefSeq lists its product as uncharacterized. The transcript is spliced from 6 exons. NCBI's taxonomy places the organism in Eukaryota, Fungi, Basidiomycota, Agaricomycetes, Boletales, Suillaceae. Bases 86 to 766 code for a protein of 226 amino acids. The record is from RefSeq and is a predicted model, not a curated record.